CUCUCUCUCUCUCUCUCUCUCUCGGGUGGAUUAUUAAGUAUUAGAAAUUGCAGAUAAAGGCCUCGACCUCGAUAGAGAGCGAACCUUACCUCACCUCACCUCCCUGCCUGCACUUUAUUCCCCCUUUCAAAUUCGCUGCUUUGCAUUCUUGCUGUACUCUUUAGUCUUUUUUUUUUACUCACAACGAGGUUUUUUUCCAAUAAUCUCUCUCUCUCACGUGCUCUUCUUCAUUACUUCACCCUCUAUAUCCUCAAAGUUUCAAACUGAAAGAAAAGGUGCAAUAACCAACUGGGCUGUCAUCAACAUUGUUGUGUUGUGCUUCUAAGAUAUUAGUAAUAAUAGUUUCAUAUAUGAAGUUUUCUCAACAAUGAGAGAUGAAAACUUGAAGAAAACCACCAAGCUUUCAUGGCCAAAAACAUUGGUCAAAAAAUGGUUCAAUAUCAAGACCAAAUCUCAAGACUUUCAAGCAGAUGAUGUCAUUUGUCAAGUUGUUGAUGAAGAGUAUGGGAGCAAUUACUCAAAGAUGGAGGCAUGUUCUAUCAAAAAAAGCAUAACAGAGAGAUCAAGCAGAACGUACAUAGAUAGAAUGCAAAGAGGUAAGAGUUACCUUGGUGAAGCUCAGGUUACAGAUGUAUGUAAUUAUAGAAUAUUCGUUGCCACUUGGAACGUGGCCGGGAAAUCACCUCCAAGUUAUUUAAGUCUGGAAGAUUGGCUUCACAUUUCUCCACAUGCUGAUAUCUAUGUUCUUGGGUUUCAAGAAAUUGUGCCUCUCAACGCCGUUAAUGUUUUGGGAACAGAAGACAAUGGUCCUGCAAAAAAAUGGCUAGCCCUUAUAAGGAAGACACUGAACAACCUUCCGGGAACAAGUGGUGGAUACAACACUCCUUCUCCAAUCCCUGCUCCUAUUGUAGAGUUAGAUGCUGAUUUCGAGGGAUCAAUGAGGCAGAAGGCAACCUCUUUCUUCCAUCGGAAGUCCUUCCAAGCCAUGAGUCGUAGUAUGAGAAUGGAUAAUGAGAUGUCACUCCCACAAACUGGCCUUGGUCGUCGUCUCAGUGUCUGUGAUAGAAUGAUAUCUGGUCACAGGAAAAGUGACUAUGACACCAAUUGUCGAUGGGGUUCCUCGGAUGAUGAAAAUGGAGCUGGUGACUCCCCAACAGAUUAUUCGCCAAUUUCUUAUAGUGAUUGUUUUCCUACCGACGACAGUGACAGACCGAGAGGAAACUCGAGAUACUGUUUGGUUGCUAGUAAGCAAAUGGUAGGGGUAUUUCUAACAGUUUGGGUGAAAAGUGAUAUCAGAGAUGACGUUCAUAACAUGAAAGUGUCUUGUGUUGGAAGAGGAUUGAUGGGAUAUCUUGGAAACAAGGGUUCAAUAUCAAUUAGUAUGUCAUUGCGCCAAACGAGUUUUUGCUUCGUCUGUAGUCAUUUGACUUCCGGACAAAGGGAUGGUGACGAGCUUAGGAGAAAUUCAGAUGUAAUGGAGAUUCUCAGAAAGACAAGGUUUCCUCAUAUCCUUGACACAACCGAUGCAAAUUCUCCUCAGACAAUUCUGGAACAUGACCGAAUAAUUUGGCUGGGGGAUUUAAAUUACCGGAUAGCACUUUCUUACCGUGGAGCAAAAGCUCUUGUUGAAAUGCAUGAUUGGAAGACUUUGUUAAAGAAUGACCAGCUGUGUAUAGAGAAACGGCAAGGCCGUGUCUUUACCGGAUGGAGUGAAGGGAAAAUAUAUUUUCCUCCUACAUAUAAGUAUUCAAACAAUUCAGAUAGUUAUGCAGGUGAUGAUAGACGCUCAAAACAAAAGAGAAGAACUCCAGCAUGGUGUGAUCGUAUCUUGUGGUAUGGAAGUGGCCUACAACAAUUAUCUUAUGUUCGCGGCGAGUCAAGAUUCUCUGAUCAUAGACCGGUUUGUAGCAUAUUCUUGGCAGAAGUUGAGUCUAUUAACAGUAACCAAAUAAAGAAAGGUUCUACUUGCUCCAGUUCCAGGAUUGAAAUAGAAGAGUUAUUGCCACAUUCACACGGUUACAACUUCCAUUUCUAUUGAUGUUUACAUGUGAAUGUAGUUUUCUUUCCCUGAUAUCAACUCUGACUAAUUGAGGGAAUUUCGACUGAUACAUCAAACUGUGCCAGACAAGGUAUGGAAUGCUAUGAGGGAUGUUAGCCGCAAUGGUGAUCGAGUCGAGACAUUCUGUUACCUUCGAAGUCCCUAAGAAGCUGCAGAGUUUAUGGAUUUGUUAACGCCUGUUGAGUAUGAAUAUCUGCAGCUCACAAUCUUAUCGAGGGUAGGAUAAUGGCUGAGAGUUAAGGAUUUGGUGUUACAGGUUUCACAGCCACCACUCUCACAUGCAAAAAUACACCGCUGCCAUAUGCAGUAGUGGUUGAUGAAUCUGUAAUGUUUGGAACAAAAAUGGAAAAAAGACUAAUGGGAAGAGAAAAUUGAGAUGAUAAGAUUGUAAAGUAAGUGAGUGCAGUCUAUGUUUUGUUGUUCUCUUCCAUUUUAUAGUAUUUGGUGCAAAGGUUAUGCGACAUUCUUUUCCUUCUUCUUUUACUUUUGAAAUUGGGAUCAAAGGAAAUAUGGGUUAUUAUAGACAUGAACCCAAAAAUUAAAUUUAAAUUAAAGUGGACAAAAUCGAAUUAUGACAGUUAUUAUGGUUUGUAAGAAAUGUUAUGUAAAGUUUUUAGUGUUACAAAAGCUUUUAUAUUUGGUUGUUUGAA
Medicago truncatula (barrel medic) is the source of this 2709-nucleotide messenger RNA. Its product is annotated as type I inositol polyphosphate 5-phosphatase 4. The transcript has 12 exons. Gene Ontology annotation, molecular function: phosphatidylinositol-4,5-bisphosphate 5-phosphatase activity; inositol-polyphosphate 5-phosphatase activity; phosphatidylinositol-3,4,5-trisphosphate 5-phosphatase activity. The record is from RefSeq and is a predicted model, not a curated record. Gene Ontology annotation, biological process: phosphatidylinositol dephosphorylation. The coding region runs from base 368 to 2038 and encodes 556 amino acids. Lineage: Eukaryota; Viridiplantae; Streptophyta; Magnoliopsida; Fabales; Fabaceae.